CACUGCUUCCGGAUUAAGUGAUAACAUUAUUGGCCUGCUUUAAUAUUAGCUUGCUGCCACUUCUUAUGAAGUCAGGUCCUUACUGCUUGCUUGACGUGAUUUAAUGUUAUGUAAAUUAUUCUGAUGAACUCUUGGGUGAGUGUGGGACUUUAAGAUUGCUGGAAAUAUCGCAAGAUUCUCGGCAGCCAGUGUGUCUUGGCAUUGUGUCUGAUGUAUCCAGGUGAAGUUUGAAGAAGUAGUGAUUGCUUUCCUGCAAGUUUAGAGUGCCAUACAUCGUCUAAUGCAAAGCUGUACAGAUUGAUGAAUCUGACGAGAUAAAAAUUGGAACAAAUGUAUCCUUGAUAUUGGAGAAAGCUAACACCCUCCCCUAGUGCCAGACAGCAAUCCCUGUGUCCCACAAAGUGGUAUAUUCACUGACAGAUCAAGGCAAAGUGGCUUCUACACCAGGACUCACCUAUCCUUAUAUGACCUCUACCGUCUGUGUCCUACUAGCUACACAUUUAGUUGGUCUCUUAUGGUGACUCUUGUUUGAGUACUUAGUGUUAAAACCCAUUGUCUUUCAUAUCUUGCCCAGCGAGUAACUCUUGGUAUGGCCAUGGUGAAUCCUAUGCUGAAUCUAGCCAUUCCUAACCCCAAUGUUAAGGACUCAAGAUGGCUUACACUGGAAGUUUGCCGCGAGUUCCAACGGAACAAAUGCACCCGCACGGAGAAUGAAUGCAAAUUUGCUCAUCCACCUCCACACGUGGAAGUACAGAAUGGGCGGGUGAUAGCCUGCUUUGAUUCCAUAAAGGGUAAAUGUCAGAGGAAGGAUCCUCCUUGCAAGUACCUGCACCCACCCCAGCAUUUGAGAGAGCAGCUCCUUCAAAAUGGUCGGAACAACUUGAUAUUGCGAAACCUGCAACUCCAGGCUGCUCAAGCUGCCAUCCAGCCGUAUGUGCCCAAUGUGAUUCCAAUGGCCGGGAACAAAGCCGUGGCGUAUUCCACAGUUCUGCCCACCGGACAUUACCCCCUUAUGGCCCCGCCAUACAUGAGUUCUGCACCAACAUCAGCUGUGGCAGCCUUCAAUCCGUACCUAAAUGCGUCCAUGCCUGGAACAAUGGCUGUGCCAGGGACUGGUAGUGAAGCCACGGUGGUCACGCAGCAGAUCCCAGGUGUCAUUCCCACACCCAUACAAGCUAGCAGCCAGCAGAAGGUAGCCCGCCCCGAUAGGCUUGAGGUAUGUCGUGAAUUUCAAAGAGGUACAUGCACGCGACAACCUAGCGAAUGUCGCUUUGCUCACCCUCCUGACAAUGUAACAGUCGACCAAUCCGACAACCAUGUAACGGUGUGUAUGGAUUUCAUAAAGGGGAAGUGUACGCGGGAUUCGUGUAGAUAUUUUCACCCUCCGGCCCACCUUCAGGCCCAGAUUAAGGCCGCUCAACAACGGGCAAACGCUGUCGCUGCGCAGAACGCCCCGACCCAGACUCAGCUGCCGCAAGUGGUUGAGGUCUUGACCGCGGGCAAGAAGCGACCUCGUGACCCUACAGACGAUCUUGUUCUGGGUGCCAUCCCUGGAGUUGUGCCCCCUUACAAACGGAUGGCGAUGACGGAUGCUAAGAGCGGAUUUCCCAUGACGUACCAGCCUAGUGCUAUAGGAGCAUAUCAACAUGCCGCCCUUAUGCAGCUAGGACAACAACCAUAUAUACCAGUCACGUGGCAUUUGACAUCACAACAAGUGGCAGAUGUAACACUUGCGGGACACCCUCCCAGUGUGCCGAGAUUUUAAGUCCGGCCAGUGUGACCGGCCGCAAUGCAAGUAUGUGCAUCUUCUAGAGGAAUACGUUGAAGUGAUGGAUGGCCAUGUGACAGUUUGUCGCGAUUCUGUACGUGGCAAGUGCCAGCGCCCUCUGUGCAAGUAUUACCAUAUUCCCGUAAUUCUGCCAGCCUCAUAGGUCUGCCUGUCUGACCCAGGGGCUAGCUCGGACUUUGAUGAGAAGGGCAAAAUGUCUCAAGCAUGAUGGUCUCUACUUAGUGUUUCAGUCCAGUCAGUUGGUCUGAUAAAUGUCCAUGCUGUGUUGUACUCCUGGAUGGGCCAAAACAGGAUAGCCAGCUUAUGUCCAGUUGUGGGCAAAGAUGGAAAAGCACAGAUUUUCUUCAUUCAAAACCAUUGUUGUUAUGCUUUUCUUAUUUUAUGAGCACUAAACAAUAGAAAUCUGUUUUGUUUAACUAUUGAGUUUUAGCUCAAGGAUAUUUUAUUAAUUUUUCAUUGUCACAAUAGCUGUGUGAAGAUAGUUUUUGAAAAUAUUUAUCAAAACCUUUGUUGGCAGAUGCACAAAGCUUUCUGAGAAAUUAUAUGAUCAAAGCUUGCUUGAAACUGUCUUUUUAAUAUUUUGCUUGUGAAAGCUAAAGUAGAUGACUUUCUGGCAAGCUUUACCAUCCCUUGCCUGCUGGUAAUACUACACCAUGAUCCAGGCCACACGUUACGGCUGGCACCUGUGUCUGUCGGUUAGCACUGCUAGAUGCAUCACAGGGACAGCGUUUGUAGGUAUCAUCAAGAUUUACCCUUCCAAAAGUUCAUAUAAUUCAAAGUUUGAUUUAAAUCAAAAUGAAUGGAAAAUCUGAAGUGAUAUGUAGGCUGUGUAGAAGAAGGGUGGUGAUGCAUCUAGCCUGGCGGCCAGCACUGGGAUCCAAGGAGACACCUCUGGUGCAUCUCUCAGACCUGGUUUUCAGUUCUAAGAGUUCUUUGUUUUAGAUGUCUCGUUUCUCUCCUUGAGUCUCAAUGCCUACCUUCAGGUACAGGUUGCAAACCAAUCAAAAGAAAACCUUGCUUCAAUGUACUGCUCACACCAAAUUUGAUACCAGAUUUUAAGUGCAAAUUGUGAUGUAAAAUGUUUUACUUGUGUUGUGCUGGGUUCUAGUAAACUGGUGGUGUACACCUACCUACAUAUUGAUAAGAUUUUAGAAUUGUGUCAUUUGAAUGUCUCCAUGUGCCAUAAGACUGGACUGCCCCUCUCAAGGGUUUGCAGCCACUGGUUUGGACUGUUGUGUUCAAACCAGGUGAUUGGAAGGCCUCUGUUCCUUCUACUGUUACUGGUUCUAUAUCUUGGUGGUAGUUUAUUGGUUUGUCGUCACCAUGACGAUGGUAUAGUAGUAUGUUAUUUACAUUUCCAGAACCCUGUCAACUUAAGAAAGGUGCAUGUAUAGUGUUAGAUGCUGUUAGAGCACACCUUAUUAACGAAAUAGUGCUGGGUGCUCUUAAAGUAUCUAAUAUAAUCAUACUUUUAGAAUUGUUAUUGAGUGUCGUUUGUUUUAUGUAAUACAUAUUUCUAAAACAAAACCAAAUUUACUACUGUAAGCCAUGUGAUUUGCGUACAAGAUUGAUUUUCAUACAUUUAUUACAAGACGAAACUGCCUGAUACUUGGAUAUUUCCUAUUAACUAAGGCCUCCUUUUAGUACAGACCCAUAUUAUAACAUUGACUCAUGUCAAGACGGUACAUUUAGGUUUUGUUAAGUUAUAACUGUAUGAAAAUGAAAUGGUUUACAGUAAACUGUAUACGUACAAUGCCAUUGAACUUUCCAAAGAUGUCUGGAAGGUGAAGGCCAUGACUUUUACAUGUGUGAAGGUCAUGACCUCUUCCAUGUGUCCUUAUAUACCUGAGGUGAUAAAGUUUGUACAUAUUUCUAGCAACAGUGUUCACACGGUGAUCUUUUUGGAGGGACAUUACAUACAUAUCAACUUCAAAAGUUGUUGUUUUUUUAUAGAAAAAAACUUAUUCUCUUUGUUUCUGGGAGAAAUACUAAACAUGAAAUGUUGGCUGCUGCUGUGCCCUGACCACAUGAUGUGCCACAAGUCUCCAAGAGGCUGGCAUGGCUCACUGUGUUACAGCUUGGAAUGGAUUCGAGCAGUUCCAAUAAAACUUUUUUGUCUUUCUGUUUUUAUCCAAAAGCCAGAUUUUUAAAACCUGAGUGUGUAGUUUUGUGAGUUUUAUGUUAUUAGCUUUUUAUUAAAAGGGACACACAGUUAAAAUGUGUUUAUUUUGGAAAGUAUGUCUUUCCAAGGGUACAGAAAUUGAUAUAUUUUAUUUUCAUCUGACAUUUUAUGAGCAUAUUUCAGUGUUGAGUUUUAGAUAUCAGUGUCAUAUAGGUUAAAUAUCCCAAUGUACCAACAGUUAUACUAGUAUUUGUGAUACCAUAUGUAUUUUGUAGUUGUACCCAAUCGUAUCACUAUGGAUAUGAAUCAUUGUAGUUGUAAUCUGUAUGUAUCACAUGGAUACAAAUCAUUGUAGUUUUUCUGUAUGUAUCACCAUUGAUACAAUCAUUGUAGUUGUACUGUACGUAUCACCAUGGAUACAGUUCAUUGUAGUUUUACUAUGUAUGUAAUUCCAUGGGUACGGUUCAUCAUUGUAGUAGCUAACCAUAUAUUACUAUGGCAAUACUAAGUUUUGAGACAAGAAAAGUCAUGAGAUACAGUGUUGCCACGGUGAUAUGACAACAUCGUGUGCCGAGUGUUCUGUCAUUCAUCUCCACGGCCCUCUGAGGGCACUCCACCGAUCCACGAUCCAGCGAAAUAUUUAAUGUGGUCCCAUUUUGACAUUAUUCAAAUGAUUUAGAUGUACAUGUAUGGAUUCCAAUAAAUCGUGGUGCUCUUUUUCUUGUCAAAGUGGUUAAAGCAAAGGUUAUGUGAUGAAACUGGAGUGAAUACCACAUUUGACAAGAUGGUGUACAGUUCUUCAUGUUCUGGAGUCUGUGAGUGGCGGGGAGCUUGUUCCACUGUUUGUACCCAUGUACUGUUGUCUGAUUGUCUCAUCAUCACCGUGGAGACACAUGAUAUCAUAUGUACAUUGUAGACUUUCUUUUUGUUAUUUCUCUGUUGUUUGAAUUCCUAUUGAAUACAAGGGCUCUGGGUGUAAAACACACAGGGCCACUCUGUUAAAUAAUUGUUAUUAACAAUGAACUUGUUUAUUUUUUUGGAUGCCAGUGACGCAAGGACAUAAAAUGUUCGACUUUCAAGGUAUUUUGGAUCUGUUUGGCCUCCAGCGGAAAUGUUCCUUCACCAAUGCUUGUAAGCUUUGUGUGAGCUAGUUUGCCAAGAACUGUCAAACAGUUCGCCCGGAUCAGCUAAUUUGAAUGAAGCGCCUUUGCAGAGCAACUAAAACAGAAAUAUCAUCUUGAAAGAUAGUAGUUUGACACUGCUUGGUAUGUGUGCUUGCUACCUAGGUUCUGAAGGGGAUGGACUUACUGACAUAACUCUCUCUCCGUACAGGUAUGGAGGUACAUCACUGCACAGAUUGUACCAGGGUCACAAGCAGGAGUAUGUUUGUUCGCUCAUCGAUACUACCUACCUUCCACUAGUUCUGCUACCUUGCUUCUUGCUACUCUUCAGUAGCACCCUGCCCGCUACAUUGUACCAAAACUUGGCUUCUCUAGUAUCUGUCUGCAUAGCUCUAUGUAUGUGUCAAACACUCUCGCCAGAUUGAAAUAAAUACUAAAAUUACAAAUAUAUUCUGAAACCAACCUAGUGUGUGUGAUUAUUGCUUAAUGCAUGCUUAACACAGAUUCUUGUGUAGUGUGGCUGGUAGGGGGUAGAGGAUGGACUCCCUCACACACCAUGAUACACACGGCUAACUCUUUCAGUCUGUAUAACACCCCCAAAGUAAAGUGUGGAGUCCGUCUGAUGAGGGAGUUCCCUCCUUUGUGUCCUGCCAGCCUUGCUCACUGACCAUGGUAGGCCCUAACAUCGGCCAACUGUCUUUGGAGCCCACCUAGAAUUGCACUGAAUGGGAGUGUCCCCAACACUCAUUUCACAACUGAAGUACUUAUGCCUCAAACUAAUUCACCUUAAUAUGUCGUUUAAUGAACUCUUUGAAUUGCUCUUGGAAUAAAAUUAUUAAUGGGAAUCCCCAGUAAAAUGUAGUAUAAUUCAAAAGUUGUGUGUGAAACCUCCUGUAUAGCAAAGGACAAACUGGGGAUUGGGAUUUAAAGAUUGUUUUCCACAUUAACAUGUAGACUGCUGUAAUCACUGCACAUUGUCAACAUAACAUACCUGCACAGCUCUUGGUCACAGGGAUGGCAUUAUAAUUCAUGAUUACGCUACAAUUGGAUCCAAAUUUGCGCAAUCACUUACAUUCCAGAGCAUUGAGCAUCUGAGUUGAGUAUCGGCUGCUGGCAAAGUUCCUGUGUAAGCUUGCUUGCUGCCAUCUUGCCCUGUUAGAGUAUAUGCUAGAGCCAUCCUGAGUUACUUAACAUCCUUUGGCCAUCAACCUUUUUUCAAACCACAGGAUUUCCUAUUAGCUGCUAACAGGUGGAACAAAAAAAGACCUUUUUACAAGUAAAACAUAGUCUGUUUGUUUUUGUUAGUCUGUCAUUAACUCCAGUACUUCAGUGGUAACAUUAGUCAGUAUCAUGCCCUCUAAGGACAGAUGCUUGUUGCAUUGGCCUGCUUAUAAUUUGUGCCAGAGUUUAGAUUAAAGAAAUGUCAUCUUGUAAGCUUCCGUGCAUUGUCUCUAAUGUAUCCACACAAUUACAGCAUAUUAUCAAGACUAGGAGUUGGUCUCUAAACUUUUGAAAGGGCAUUUGCAAUGUUCGUGUUAGAAAUCCAGGAUGAGGUGCUCCUAAUAACUUGGGGUCUCUAUUGAGCUAUGGUUCUCAUUUUGCCACUGUAAUGUCUUAACUUUUUAUUAACUGAUGUGCGAUUCUAUCACAAACCUAUAUGUUUUUGGCCUUUUUUUGUAUUUUUACUACUUCUAAAACAAACUUGUAUGAUAAAAUGUUUCAGUUUUCCCAUUUUCGGUAUAUGUCCUAAGAUAGACAAUAGGCCCCCGAGUUGGCCUGGGUUCUAGCGCUGUAUUCCUUUCUUGAUCUCAGAAUAUAAUCACCACCAUGGUGAAAUGAGUAGAUGAUCUGUCACUGGGUGGUGUAUGCCUGUUUGGUAAAGAGAUUCCUACCUAAGUUUGUGCAUGACUUAAUAUAGGGAAUAUAGGGGUGGACAUAAGAGCAGUCAGUGGAGAGGGGCUCUUUCUCCAAAUUGAUCUGAAGCCAGUGGUCACAACUAACCCCAGUAAACAUUCAAACAGUCUUUGGCUUUUUUUGCAAUGUUUGUAUGUUAGUGCAAUUUGUGUAUUGCUCAUUACUAAUGUAGAAGCUGCCACUAUUCUAAGGCCAUCUCUAACAGAGGGCAUAUGUGCAAUAUCAUGGCUUCAUCAAUGUCCUAGUGGUCCUGAUGGUAGCUCUGUUCAAUAACCACAUUGUCUUUUUAAUGAACCUCUUGGUUAUAGCCAAGACGUGUUAUUCCUCAGUGACCACCAGGUGUGGAUUAAGAGCUCCUCUCCUACAGGUGGGCUUCUGUCGCAGGCUUGCGUUAGGCUAGUGGCCGGCCACCGCAGCCCUCUCUUGGUGCUCUAACAGCCCGGCUGUAUCGUGAUCUCCAAUCCUACCCUCCAGUGAAUUAUUUCAUGAAAUCAUUACACAUGUCAAUUCACAACUCAUUGCUCUAUCUCACACAUGUGAGCAGGCGAACCAAAGACGUCUUCCUAGUGGUGUUCAUGUCCUGACCAGGCCACAGUUAAGCAGUAAACAGACAACACAAAAUACUGUCCAUACUUCUAUAGUGCUAUGUUGCUGUUGUUUAGUUGAGUGCUGUUGCAGCGAGGUGUCCAAUACACUCGACACAACACAGUUGCCUAAGACCAGACAUGUUAUUCCACAGUUUGUAGUUUUCUGCCUGACUAUUACCUGGUGGGGACAGAGAUGUGUAGUUGUACUAUGAACAAGAGACUGCGGAAACAAGAUCGUUUAUCAUCACUUAAGGUGGUUGACUUUGUUAUUUUUUGUAAAUAGUUAUAUUUUGGUUUUCAGACAUUUUCUUUUCUUUAAUUGGAAAAUAAAGUUCACACACUGUAGCAAAUAAAAAUAUUUUCAGAUGUA
Molecule: messenger RNA, 7903 nt
Organism: Haliotis rufescens (red abalone)
Lineage: Eukaryota; Metazoa; Mollusca; Gastropoda; Lepetellida; Haliotidae
Product: muscleblind-like protein 2a
Exons: 14
Coding region: 590-1765 (391 amino acids)
Molecular function (GO): metal ion binding
Source: RefSeq, a predicted model, not a curated record